AUGUGGGUGCACUGCCAUGGACAACUCCUCACCUCCGACAGACUACUUAAAUGGGGCAUCAGUGUGGAUCCAAUAUGCUCUCUCUGCCAACAAUGUCCUAAAACCAAAGAGCAUUUGUUUAUAGAGUGUUCCUUCACCAGCCAAAUUUGGGCCAGAAUCUUAGCAUGGAUACAAAGGGACAGCUACAGCUACACUUGUUGGGAGCAGUACCUGGACUGGGCUGUCUCAUGCGCAAAGGGGAAAUCACAAAGAGCUGUGGUGUUCAAGAUAGUCUUUGCAGAAACUGUAUACGCGAUAUGGGUGGAAAGAAAUUUGAGGGUCUUCGAGAAGAGAUUUCGGGAUGGUGAUAGUAUUGCUAGAGAGGUGGCUUAUGUUUCAAAUGUUAGAGCACCUGUUGGAGUAAAGCAAAUGCUCCAGAGUUGUGUCUUUUGA
Lycium ferocissimum is the source of this 432-nucleotide messenger RNA. RefSeq lists its product as uncharacterized. Lineage: Eukaryota; Viridiplantae; Streptophyta; Magnoliopsida; Solanales; Solanaceae. The transcript has a single exon. The record is from RefSeq and is a predicted model, not a curated record. Bases 1 to 432 code for a protein of 143 amino acids.